Messenger RNA from Gigantopelta aegis, 3016 nucleotides. RefSeq names its product ras-related protein Rab-7a. Gene Ontology annotation, biological process: endosome to lysosome transport; phagosome-lysosome fusion. Bases 140 to 757 code for a protein of 205 amino acids. The record is from RefSeq and is a predicted model, not a curated record. Gene Ontology annotation, cellular component: phagocytic vesicle; late endosome; lysosome. NCBI's taxonomy places the organism in Eukaryota, Metazoa, Mollusca, Gastropoda, Neomphalida, Peltospiridae. The transcript has 5 exons. Gene Ontology annotation, molecular function: GTPase activity; GTP binding.
CAAAAAUGACGUAAGUGAUCACGAGACUUAUCGCCAUUUUGCACGGAGGGUGUUUUUACUUCAAUGAAUUGUUGACAGAAAUAAACUGCGUAGAUCUAGAGGUACGUUAAUACUGUGACCGUAAUACACAGAGGUGAAAAUGGCAUCUCGGAAGAAGGUUCUUCUCAAGGUGAUCAUCUUGGGUGACAGUGGUGUUGGAAAGACGUCACUGAUGAACCAGUAUGUAAACAAAAAGUUCAGUAACCAGUACAAAGCAACAAUAGGUGCAGAUUUUUUAACAAAAGAAGUUAUGGUUGAUGACAGACUUGUGACGAUGCAGAUCUGGGACACUGCUGGUCAAGAGAGGUUCCAGAGUUUGGGCGUGGCGUUCUACCGCGGUGCGGACUGCUGUGUGUUAGUGUUCGACGUGACCAUGCCCAACACAUUCAAGUCACUGGAUAGCUGGAGAGACGAGUUCCUCAUUCAAGCCAGCCCCCGCGACCCAGAAAACUUCCCAUUUGUAGUCAUUGGCAACAAAAUUGAUUUGGAAAACAGAGUGGUUUCAGCGAAGCGAGCUCAAGGCUGGUGUCACAGUAAAGGCGAUAUACCCUACUUCGAGACGAGUGCCAAGGAGGCAAUCAACGUGGAACAAGCUUUCCAAACAGUAGCUAAGAACGCACUAGCACAGGAAACAGAAGUAGAAUUGUACAAUGAAUUUCCAGACCAGAUUGUGUUGAAAAACGAACAGAACAAACCGAAAGAAGGGUGUGGCUGUUAAUGUUGUCAUUUUGACUUUUAGACCAGUAAAACUGUGGACUCGGUUGCAAAGAACUGACACUGUGGAAGGAAUAAUUCGCAGUCCAGCCACAGUUUGUGUAAAAAGUGUCCAAAGGUACAUAGCACUUGUUAUAUUCCGAAGAGCUUUUCCUAUUUUGUAUGUCAGGCUGUUCUCUUGUGCAACAUUCAAGUGACAUAAUGCUCUACUUUUGAAACAUUUUUUUUUUUACCUGCUUUGUAUUGCAAUAUCUACAGUCAAAGCAUAACAGUGGUUUGCACGUGUGGACUGCGGGUAAAUAUUAAAUUGAUUGAGAUUGAUUACAGUUAAACCAUGCAGGGUUUGUUUUACUAAAAUUAAUGUUCAGGGAUAUUUCUGAACUAGUUCCAGCAAUGUGGCCAUGUAGAUGUUUUAUAAAUAGUGAAAGCAGAAAUAUUUCUAUAUUUAGAUGGAUUUAUUUUGCAUGUAAUACAUAUUUAAGUAUUUAAAACGUGAUUAUUAUUUUUAAAAGAGUGGAUACUUAUAAAACUUAUUAAGAGUCACUUCUAUCGAACCAAAUGAAUGUGACACUUAUAUAGAACCAUGUGAAUGUUUGUAAAUUACAAUUGGUUCUGUUUGAAUGGGAUGGUCUAGUUAUGUUGGGGAGGGAAGGGGUGUGGGGGACUGGUUCACGGUAUAUAAUUCUGAGUCAUUGUGCCAUACAAAUUAAAAAACGUAUAAUCUAUUUUGUUUUAUUUUUUGCAAUGCACAAGUCCUCGAAUUUGUAAAUCUGUAUUUAGUGGUGGUACUGUGAAAAUAGUUGAUAUGCUUUGGGACAGAUAUUAUUACUCAAAAAAUAAUUUCUAUUUCAAAGUCUAAUCUAGUGCUCUAUAAGCCAAUAAUAGGCUUUGUGAUAAAUAUCCAGACUCUGAUGGAAGAAUUUUAAUCCUUUUCUGAUUUCACUACCAUUGAAACAUGUAACUAUCAUAAUAUAUAUUUUUAGUACAGUUUUUCAAACAGAUUGAGGGAUUAUAGCAGAAUAUUACAACAGAUCUGCAAAAGCGGUGUUGGCCAAUCUUUGUGAAUUGCUCAUCCACCGAACUUAGUUUAAAAAAAAAUAUUUUUGUGUGUUGGAUACUUGUGAUUUAAAAAAAAAAUCAUAUAUAUUUGUUUUUUCAUAACAUGGAGGAUAAGUACAUAUGUAACAGAAACGGAAAUGCAGAUGAAAUGUACAUUUGUCAAGUUACUGCUGUUACAAAAACAAUAAUUGUUAUAAAUUCUGAAUCAUUCUAGUGAUGUUGAAGUUGAUGAAGGGAAAAACGGUUUGUUAAAUAUUCUAAAUCAUGUAGGCUGUAGAAAUACAUUGUUCUAUUAAGUUUUCAGUUGUAUAUAUACAUACAUAUAUAACCGUGGUGUGCAAUUGAACAUACAGACAUAUGAGCAAGCAUUGCCUGUAUGCUAUGUUGUAUAAAUUAAGCAUGUUACUAGUUAGACAACUUUAUAAUAUGGGCUUAUUGAAUAUAUUAAUUUAAUUACUGACAAUGUUUUAAAGAUUGUUUAUUUUGUUGAAAUGAUUUUUAUUGGAGUGUUCUAAAUUCAAGCCUAAAACUAAAUCAAUUCUGUGUAACCUAUUUCUGGUGCAUGCAAAAUUUGGAACACCAUUUAUUUGGACAUAAUGGGUUAUGUAAAAAAAAAAUGGAUUACUUGAAAACCUUUUUUGUGUAACCUAUAAAUGGGUUAGGCAAAUUUUCAAUUCUCAAAGGUAUGAAAUUUAUUUAUUAACUUUUCUAAAAAAAACAAAAUUGCCAUUUGAUUUUGUAGUUAACUUACUCUUCAGUAGUAUAAAUUUGUAUUUGCCUGAAUUUAUAAAACCCCAGAAAAAAACCUAUGCAUAUAACCAAAUCGAAAGUUAGGAGUGAGUGGGGCAGUGAUGGGUUUUUUUAACACAUAAUGUGCAUGUAAUGCUUGCCAAUAAAGGUAUGUGAUAAGAAGUAUAAUGUGGUGUAUUCAUUUCUAUAAAGUCGUCUAUUUUCUCCUUUGUUUUUUUUGUCAUUCAUGCUUAGGGCCUAAAAAUUCCUGAAUUACAUUUUUACUAAUAUUUUACUAUUGUUGAAAUUGUUUCCAUGUGAGACAACAGUAGGUGACACCUUGUGCAUUUGUGAUCACACAGUUGUAAAUUGCAUAGAUAAUUUUGUCAUUUUCUUCUAUUUACUUCUUUCUUGUAUAGAUGAAUAUAAAUAUGUGUACAUGUACGAGAAAAAAACAAUAAAGCAAUCAAAUCGG